GUUUUCGGGGGGGGGGGGGAUGUUAAUAAAAUCAACUUAAAAUCUACUCAACUGGCCUGUAAUCGAAUGAACGUUCGAAAAGGAAAUUGGGAUUCGUACAGGAAAAAAACAUUCAAAUACUUAAAUAAAAAAAUUCUGUUUUAUCAAAUGAAAACCAAUAUAUGAAUGUCACCGUCGUACCCCAAAACUGUAAGGAAUUACUAACGGUGAAGUGAAUAACGCCUGGAUUUUGUUUAAUGUACUUCUCGACUGCGCAACUUUGCUGACGUUCCCUUGAGUUUCGGUGACGUUAUUGUCGAAGUUUGUAGUCGCCUAGCAACAUAGAACGCCGCGGUAGGAGAACCCCGUCCGUCUGCUGCAGCGCCGAGACUCCGAUGUGAUAAUGGUGUUUGUUUAGCUACAGUUUUAUAAUGUGAGCAAAUGGUGCAUGUAUUUAUGGGACCACGAAUGAUGACGUCGUUGGGUACCUGUCCGAUAAUACACCGCAGUUCCCAUAGCAAGAGGAUGCUGCUGUGGUUUUGAUAACAAGGGGAGUGAUGUCUUGAUGUUGUGGUGUUUUAACUAGAUGUGAUAGCCAUCAAUCUAUAUAGUAACAAGAUUGAUAGUGAUGGCAUUUAACAAAAGCGGACUGGAAAAACUCGAAUAUUUCGUUUGCAUUUCAUUUGGUUUAAAGACAGGUGGUUGCUCAUUAGCAAUAGCCAACAAAUUGCAGAUUGUUUCUGGAAAUUGCUGAUGUAAUGGUACCAGUGAUAUGUGAUUAAAAUAAAGUAACUGCUAGGUGACUGACGCAUAGCAAAGUUGGCCAGCCAGCAAGCAAGCCACUUUGUGUCACGUUUUUAUUAAGUAUGCGUCAAUUCUCUACUUUAUUUAGCGCCAUAGCUUUGUAACGUUACAGCAAACCAGUCGUAAGCAAAAAUGGCUUCAGAGUCCGUCAAGGUGGUAGUCAGGUGUAGGCCAAUGAACGACAGAGAGAAGGCACUGAACUGUAAAACGGUGGUGUCUAUUGAACCAAGUCGAUGUCAGUGUUUUAUCGAAAAGCCCGGAGCGACAGAGGAGCCCCCCAAACAAUUCACAUUUGACGGAGCCUACUUCACCCACCAGUCAACCGAGCAGAUGUACAACGAGAUCGCCUACCCUUUGGUGGAGGGGGUGACAGAGGGCUACAACGGGACGAUAUUUGCGUACGGGCAGACCGGGAGUGGGAAGUCGUUCACCAUGCAGGGAGUGGCCGAGCCUCCCGCGCAGAGAGGAAUCAUCCCUCGCGCCUUCGAGCACAUCUUUGAAAGCAUCCAGUGUGCUGAAGACACUAAAUUCCUUGUGAGAGCUUCCUACCUUGAAAUAUAUAAUGAGGAGAUCAGAGACCUCCUGGGAACUGAGACCAAACAGAAAUUAGAGCUGAAGGAGCACCCGGAGCGGGGCGUGUAUGUGCGGGAUCUCUCCAUGCACACGGUCCACAGCGUUGGGGAGUGUGAGCGCAUCAUGGAGCAGGGCUGGAAGAACCGAUCUGUGGGCUACACCCUGAUGAACAAGGACUCCUCCCGAUCCCACUCCAUCUUCACCAUCCACCUGGAGAUCUGCAACACAGAUGGGGCAGGGGAGGACCACCUGCGUGCUGGCAAGCUGAACCUGGUGGACCUGGCAGGCAGCGAGCGCCAGUCCAAAACGGGCGCGACGGGCGAGCGCCUACGCGAGGCCACCAAGAUCAACCUCUCCCUGUCGGCGCUGGGCAACGUGAUCUCUGCUCUGGUGGACGGCCGCUCCAAACACGUCCCCUACCGCGACUCCAAGCUGACCCGCCUGCUGCAGGACUCGCUGGGCGGGAACACUCGCACCCUCAUGGUGGCCUGUCUGUCCCCUGCCGAUAACAACUACGAGGAGACUCUGAGCACCCUGCGCUACGCCAACCGGGCUAAGAGCAUCCAGAACCGCCCACGGAUCAACGAGGACCCCAAAGAUGCCCUGCUGCGGGAGUAUCAGGAGGAGAUCAAGCAGCUGCGCGCCCUCGUCUCUGGCCAGCUGGGCGGCGCCACCCUGUCCUCUCUGCUGGCCAGCCAGAUGUCUGAGGCACCCCCUGGUGUUAAGUCUCGUCGCCAGUCCAACACCACAAUGGACAGUGAGGCUGAGACAGAGAAGAUAAAGCAGGAGUAUGAGGAGAAACUGGCCAAGCUGCAGGCGGAGUAUAACGCAGAGCAGGAGUCCAAAGCCAAACUGCAGGAGGACAUGCUCACCCUGCGCACCUCCUUCCAGUCCAAACUCUCCAGCUUGGAGAAGACCAGAGGCAGCCAGGCCCCCCGACACAGAACCGGUGUUACCAGCAGCAUGACUCCGCCUGGAGAGGAUGUGUCUCGGCCUGGGACUGCCCCCCCCCAGGAGGUCACAGGGGUUGAGCAGGCUCUGGCUAAGAUGAACCAACCACAGGGGGCCGGUCAUGUGACCAUAGAGGAGGCAGCGGAUUCGCCUCCCAUUGCUACUCCAGGACCACUAGACCAAAAACAGGUUCUGGAGAGAUUGCAGCAGUUGGAGAAGGAGUUUGUCGGGGGAGAGCAGGCUCGGAAUGAGGAGCUUCGACAGAAACACAGGCAGAGGAAGACUCUGGCCGACCAGAGGAAGAAACAGCUGAUCGACGCACUGGCGGACAGCAGCGAGGACAGCGACAGUGUCCUGCUUCAUGUAUACGACUCCAUCCAGGAAGAGGUGCAUGCCAAGAGUCGAGUCCUGGACAGCACUCAGCGCAAGUUGAAGGCAGCGAAGAUCGAGAUCCGUGAUCUGCAGUCGGAGUUUGAGCUGGAGAGAGAUGACUACCUGGCCAGCAUCCGGCGGCUGGAGCGCGAGGGGCAGCUGCUGCAGGGCAUUCUGGAGCGCGUGGCGCCGCUCAUCCGCCGCGACUGUAACUAUAGCAACCUGGAGCGCGUGCGCAGGGAGGCUACAUGGGACGAGGACAGCGCCACCUGGAGGCUGCCAGAGAUCACGCUGCAGAAAACCGCCCUGCCGGCAGCAGUACCUCCUGUGUCUGGCGGCAGUCAGGGAGGGGCUCCUGCGUGCCGGGUCUUGGCGGGAGACGGCAGUGACUCGCUGGAAGAGGACAGGUAUAAAGAGAUGCUGAACCGCAGUGACAGUGAACACAUUGCCAGUAACUACUUCAAAUCAAAACGAGCCAAUCAGCUGCUCGCAUCUGAGCCCAAGAGGAAUCUGGCACCCCUCGGCCCCACCCUCAGCACUGGAGCCCCCCCUCUCACCUCCAGCACCUCCAGCUUCGCCCCCCCAUCUGCAGAGUCUCAUCUGCCCCGCCCCUUCCGCCUGGAGUCCCUGGGAGUCCCUGGCACUGGCGCUAAGGUCAAGCGCAAGAAAAGCAGAAGCCACAUCUCUUAUGAUGGAAACUGAAGCUGGGCCUGAACAUGACACUCUGGGUGUGACAAGUUGGUGUGCACCCCAAGUUCACAAGGGCCACCUCUGUCACACAUCUUCAGGUAUUUGCAGAAAUCCUGUCAUCUGUUUUUGAGAAUCCAGGAAAAGGAGCCACGAUGUGAUGACCGUUAGGUAGGGGAUGGGUGGCUAGACCAGGAGAACAGGCCAGGCCUCAGUGCACACUCAUGCAGAACAGGCCUCACUGCAUGCUCAUGCAGAACAGGGCUCAGUGCACGCUCAUGCAGAACAGGGCUCAGUGCAUGCUCAUGCAGAACAGGGCUCAGUGCACGCUCAUGCAGAACAGGGCUCAGUGCAUGCUCAUGCAGAACAGGGCUCAGUGCACGCUCAUGCAGAACAGGGCUCAGUGCAUGCUCAUGCAGAACUUGACUCGCUCAUGCCUGCAGAUUGAUCAACAGCCUCUCUGGAUCAUGGCUGUAAAAUUUUUUAAAGCCCUUUUGUUGAAGCUGCCUUUUGCAAUGUUUUUCCUAAAUCUUUUUGAUGCCGUGCUUCCUCUGGUGUAAUACCUGAGAGGCUGACCUGGUCAGCUGCAGAGUAAAAAGCAGCGGUAAGGCGGUAAGGCCUCCGACGAUAAGCUUGCUAGUCUGAGCGUACCGGUACACCUGGAUGGGACAGUGAGAGGUGAAAACCUAGUGCUAAUGUAGCACAAGGACUGGCUUCGUGUUAUUGGCAUACAAGGGAGUGAUUCUGAAUUUGAAUGAAGUUUUUUGGUCGUCUUACCCUCGAGGUCACGUGACUCUGGGGAAGUACGCUCUUACUGUGAUUUAAUGCUGCAUAAACCAUUGAAUGUAUUCUUACUAUUGGGUAAUCAUGGCUGCAAUCAACACUGAAUUUUAUUAUUUUCCUGUAAUUUAAUUACUGUUUUCAUGGAAUGUCAUUUAAUAGUUACAGGCAUUAAAGGCAUACUAUGCAGGACUUCUA
Anguilla anguilla (European eel) is the source of this 4344-nucleotide messenger RNA. RefSeq names its product kinesin family member 17 (gene kif17). The record is from RefSeq and is a predicted model, not a curated record. Gene Ontology annotation, molecular function: microtubule binding; ATP binding; microtubule motor activity. Lineage: Eukaryota; Metazoa; Chordata; Actinopteri; Anguilliformes; Anguillidae. Bases 916 to 3381 code for a protein of 821 amino acids. The transcript has 14 exons. Gene Ontology annotation, biological process: microtubule-based movement.